Messenger RNA from Ylistrum balloti, 7683 nucleotides. RefSeq names its product segment polarity protein dishevelled homolog DVL-3-like. Gene Ontology annotation, molecular function: frizzled binding. Gene Ontology annotation, cellular component: cytosol. Gene Ontology annotation, biological process: intracellular signal transduction; canonical Wnt signaling pathway. The coding region runs from base 53 to 2440 and encodes 795 amino acids. The record is from RefSeq and is a predicted model, not a curated record. The transcript has 17 exons. Lineage: Eukaryota; Metazoa; Mollusca; Bivalvia; Pectinida; Pectinidae.
AGAUAACUGAUCAUCAUUGUGGGAUUUUCCGUGAAUAUCUCCUUCCUUCGGGAUGGAGGAGACCAAAAUAAUUUACUACAUUGAUGACGAGGAUACUCCUUAUUUGAUAAAAUUACCGAUACCCGCCGAUCGUGUCACUUUGGGGGAUUUCAAGAAUGCUUUGAACCGUCCAAAUUAUAAAUUCUUUUUCAAGUCUGUGGAUGACGAUUUUGGUGUUGUUAAAGAAGAAAUAAUAGAUGAUGAGACACGAUUACCUUGUUUUAAUGGACGAGUAGUAUCAUGGUUGGUGCCUGCCGAAAGUAGUACGUCCGAUACCCAGUCACAAUGUACAGAUUCACAGUCUGGGGAUGUUCAGAUGCCUUCCGAAAGGCUAGGUGGCAUUGGAGACAGUCGGCCACCAUCUUUUCAUGCAAAUGCGUCUGUUGUAAGUCGAGACCAGAGCUGUGACACAUGUACAGAGACAGACUCAGUCCUGAGUUCACGACGAGAUCGACCUAGAAGUUCACGCCAUACUCACAACAGUUUUAACCACAGUUAUCGAGACCGUCGUAACCAUAACGACCCCAAUGCUCCCCCAAGGAUCAAUGGACACAGUAAGCAUCACAGAGACCGAGGACACACAUACGACUCAUCAACAGUACUUAGUAGCGAUAUUGACACCACCAGCUUCUUCGACUCCGAAGAUGACAGCAGAUUCUCCACCGUCACAGACACUACGAAUAGGUCAUCAAAAUAUGGUCGACACCGACGAAGACGGCGGAAACACAGAUUGCCUCCAAUCAGUAGGGCAUCUUCAUUUAGUAGUAUAACAGACUCCACAAUGUCUCUCAACAUCAUCACAGUCACAUUAAAUAUGGACACUGUGAAUUUCCUUGGUAUCAGUAUUGUCGGGCAGAGUAAUAAAGGAGGGGACGGGGGUAUUUACGUCGGCUCAAUAAUGAAAGGGGGUGCUGUAGCCCAGGAUGGUCGUGUAGAACCUGGGGAUAUGAUCUUAGAGGUGAAUGGGGUCAGUUUUGAAAAUAUGAGUAAUGAUGAUGCUGUUCGAGCUUUGAGGGAAGCUGUUCAAAAACCAGGUCCAAUUACACUAGUCGUUGCCAAAUGCUGGGACCCUAAUCCUAAAGGAUACUUCACAGUCCCUCGUCAGGAACCCGUACGGCCGAUUGAUCCCUCCGCGUGGGUGGCCCAUACAACAGCAAUGAGGGGAGACUUCCUGUCUCGGGGCGGGCCAAGCCCUUCUCUCAGCAACAUGACCUCCACUACUAGUUCCUCUCUCACUAGUUCUAUACCUGAGUCAGAGCGAUUUGAUGACUUAAACCUCACCAUUAAUACUGAUAUGGCAACGGUUGUCAAGGCGAUGGCACAACCUGACUCGGGAUUGGAAAUCCGAGACAGAAUGUGGCUUAAAAUAACAAUACCAAAUGCUUUUAUAGGUUCAGAUUUAGUAGACUGGCUCUUCACACAUGUAGAUGGGUUUGCUGAUCGAAGGGAUGCGAGAAAAUAUGGAUGUAAUUUACUAAAGGCAGGAUACAUCCGGCACACUGUUAAUAAAAUAACUUUUUCGGAACAGUGCUAUUAUGUGUUCGGUGAUCUCUAUGGAAAUGGACCCGUUUAUCCAGAUCUGUCGACCUUGAGUUUAGAGGAUGUAGACUCUGUGUCAGAAGCUGACCGUGACACACUGGCCCCGCUUCCUCCUCCCCAUUGGAACAACCAGUAUCCGUAUGGUAACACAAGCUACCUACCUACGAACCUCAGCUACAUCCCGCCCUACAGUUACACCAGCACAGAUAGUCAGAGCUACGUUGGCAGCUUUGUUGACGGUAUGGACAAGUCCGUGACUGGCGGAGGAGGAAAUAACAGUGCAGGAAGUGUACACAGUGCAUCAGUUCACAAUGCUUGCUCAUGUCUGCCAGUAAAUCUACCGGCGGCUCAACGGCUGUUGUCAAAAACUUUGUGUAUCGAGUCAGCCGAGCCCAACAACAAUGUCCGUGGUAAAAAAUCUGUGUCAAAAUCUCCUAUAACCACGGUCACCAAGGAGACUGUUGAUACGGAAACAGAGGCUAGACACAAGUCUGCACCCUCACCCACUCCACCUGUAGAAGCUGAUGGCACAGGAAGCAGUGCAUCUGGAAGCAGUCGAAAGGAAAAGGACAAAUCUGACAGAAAGUCAGGAAGUCCGGCAGGAAGUGGGGGCAGUGAUACGGAGACCGCAAGUCUAGCAAGUGCUCGGCGUGUACAAGUUGUACCAGCCCCACCAUCAACUAACAUGAUGCCGCCAAAUAUGAUGCCACCAAAUAUGAUGCCACCAAAUAUGAUGCCGGGACAAGCACUGCCUCCUCCCCCAAGGGACCUGUCUAGUAUGCCACAAGAUUUAAGUGGCAGUAGACAGUCUUUCAAAAUGGCUAUGGGAAAUCCAUGUGAGUUUUUUGUGGAUGUCAUGUGAUCCAUCAUGUGGCCCCUAUACAGCCAAUCAGCUAUCAUUAUUUGCAUGCUGAAAAAAACGUUAUAUAAGAAUUGGAGAUUUGAUUUCCUGAAUGGGAUAUUUUAUAACAUGGAAAGAAAUUAGUUAAGGAAGACAUUUAUGACAUCUUGUCAUAUAUUUGCUUUUAAAUCAUGAUAGUUAAAUCAAAAUUCAGGCCAAUGGAACGGUACAUGACAGGAUAGUCUGCAGAGAGAUAGGAAUGGACAGGAAUUUGUUUGUUGUGUGAUAUUUAUGAAUGUACAGUUAACUCAUUAGUCUGCAUGAUCAAGUCCCGACAUAUCCUCCUGUAGUUCAUACAACUUGUAUACUUCAUACUGUAUGCUAAUGUAUCGCCAAGUUGUUUUUAGCAUGUUUGCAAAUAUAAUUUAUUUUAGAAGAUUUGGUGUGAGGAAGUGAGCGUGACUGUAAUACAGAAUUUGAAUGUUAAUGUGUCCUUUACCUUUGCAAUCAUAGCGAUGUAUAAACCUAUAGAUAAGUCGCUAUUAUUGGAUGGGUUGUUUAACAUGUAUAGUCAGUUUUGAUGAUGGCUUUAAGCCUAGUUGUCUUCUUACUUUCACUGUAGGCGAUUCAGUCAUCGACUCAUGACCUCUGACCUUCACCCUGACCCUCAUCUCCAUGGUUACAGCUUCCUUCCAUGAUCGCCGCAUUAGCUGGACUAAGGCCUGUUUCUUUGCGUGCGCGUUCAGUACAGGCUGAUAACAGGGGUCACCUCCUGUUACCACGGAAUCGUGCUUGGUGCUUUUAACUACUAAACCUUCAACAGCAGUAGGCCUAGUCGCUACGGAUCAUGUGACUUGUCACAUGAUCACCUUGGCUCCUCCUUCUUCCUGGUCCACCUCGUCUGGAGAUCGUAAAUUUUCUAUUUGUACUCUGAAUGGUUGUCGCUGUCUUCUGUUUAAGUCACUUGUGAUUAGUUUUAUAAUAAUUUACAAAACACAUUUUUAUUAUUUUUAUUCCGACAAUGAAUUUCUUGAUUGAUUUUGUUCAGGUAUCUAGUGAUUGCAUUAAGGUCCUGUAUGCAUGACGUUGUUGUGAUAAGCUUGCCUUCCAUUAAGGUUCUUGGUGAUUCCAUCUCAUUUACGCUCUGGAAGAUGCUAGACUGAUUCUUUUAUUCUCUAUCAUUCAUUCUGUCGAUCUUUCUGUGUCUUUCUAUUUGUAAUCUUCCUCAGUUGCAGCAUGUUUAUGUGUGGAAAGAUGCCCAGGGUGUUAAGAGAUGUGCUUUGCCUGCAUAUCUUGAUUUGGCAUGAUUAUCACAUGGACGUAGAUAUUUUAGAGAAGACAUUUUACGUUGGGUUUUUUUUUAUGUCCCUUUUUUUUUAAUUUUAACUAAAUUAUAUCAACUGGUUGUCAAUUUUUUAUUUUUGAAUUUGUCAAAAUGAAAUCAAGUUACAACUAUAUGUUUACAUCACUGCUGAUUUUAACUCCAAAGAUUGGAAAAUGGAAGAGUUACGAUUUGUAAUAAUUAUGUGCUUCGAUAAGUUUUUUUUCCUUCAUUGAGAGAGAUUUAAAUUGAUUCAUGAUAAACAUUGAACAUUAUGGUCAGAAUCAUGGUUGAUAAUCAAUUAUCUGUUUGCUCCAAAGUAACAUAGAUCAAGCUGAAAACAUAACUAACCAAACAAAAGUUAUGUAUUCUUUUGCAUUUUUACGGAAUAAAUUUUUUUUGUAAGUAUUCCACUCUGUUUUUUUACCUUUACCAAAAGACUUUUGCUAUUUUAUUUAGAAAAUUAUAGAUCUAUUUUAUUUCAAUGAAUCAAUUUACUUUUCAGUUAUUUAUGCCUGUUGGUCUGUUUUACUGAUGCUGAUGAAUGCAUUUUAAAACAAAAUGUCUUUUGAUGAAAAUUAUCUUUCAGAUCUCUGGUUUAAAUUAUAUAAAAAAAAAAAGGAAAGAUUAUGAGUUUUGUCUGUCCAGCUGCCCAACUACAUUCAUACCACCUACAGCAAAUACUGAGCCUUAUUGUUUCAUGUUUACAUUUAACAAUUGAAUCAAUGUAUUGCUUCCUGUGUUUGCCCCAGUACAGAAAAUUUUCAGGCAAUGGAUUUGAUAUCAAUAGUGAGUGAACAUUCUUCAUCAGAUAUCAUUCUCAAGUGAGACAAAACAGGUACUUGUAGUUGUGUGAAAUUAUCAAACAGUGUCACAAAUUAUACACAUAUUACAAUGUUUACAUGCAAUACCUCUGUAUUUCAGUUUUAAUCUGUAUGAUUCUGUAUUGUGAUUGAUUAAUUGAUGUUGGAUAUUUUUUAUCGAGGAAAAAAUCUAAUCUUGUUAGCUAAAAUAUACAAGCAUUUGUUCUAAAUUUUCAUUUUUUCAAAUUUCAAAAAAAAAAUUAAAAUUUGCUAAUUGUCUUAAUCUACACAAUAUCAAGUGGAAACAUGAAAUGGCAACACUCUCAAGAGACAGUCUACAUGGACAAGAAGAUUGAUAAUUUUUGAAUACAGUAUAUAUAUAUUUAUACAUAAAAUGUGCUAUAUGUAACAUACAGAAACUGCAUUGCUAGCAUCUGUAGACACCUGAUCUGUGUAGUCAACUUCAGCUCAACAUUUACUUGCAUAUAAGAUGAACUGAAAUACAAUGUUUCGCAUUGGAUCAAUACCAACAUAUAGAAAUCUUGUAGCUUUCAGAUGUUUAUUUACUUAUGAACAUUGAAUUUUAGUUUUUAAAAAAAACAAAAAGCAGACAUGGUAUUUCAGAAAUAGUAAUGUGUAGUGAGUAUCUGCUGCUGUUUUCUUGAUGUAAUGAAAAGUUGCAAUGUUUUACUCUUUGAACAAAUUUUGCCAGAAAUUGCAGUAAUGAAGAUAAAGAUUUGCCAAAUCAUGAUUCAGCCAAAUUAAAAUUCUUUCUCCUAUGAAUAUUUUCAAGGAUAUUGUAAAAUUUUGUUUUGUCAAAAUCAAACUGAUAUUGCACAGGUUGUUAUUUUCUCAGUUUCCAAUUUUUCACUUUUUUUUUCAAGAGUGAAAUAAAAAUGUGAAAAAUAGAUAACUUGGAAAUAAAUUUCGUAAGUUUUAUGACUUAAUAUAAAUCCAUAAUAAAAAAAAUAAGUGUGUCAAAAGUUUUUUGAUAGAACCGUGACAAUUUUAACCAUAGAAAAACAGCUUUCACAGUACACAUGAUCAUUUAUUACCCAGUGAUAAUAGGCUGGGUAUAUGAUAGCCUGUUCUAUCUUUGUAGAACAGUCUUCUGAGUUUAUAUCAAUGUAAUCUGCUGAUGUUUAAUAUGUUAGGCAUUAUAUAACGCAUUUCAUCAGAAGUGGCUCAGCAGUGGAUCCGACCAUCCUGGGGGUGGCUUAAGGUGAUGAGGAACUGUGUUAUUUAUAGAAGACACAGGUGUUUCAAUUGUACAAAGGCAAGACCUAGACGAGCCAAUGUUGGCAGAAAUAGGAAAGCGGUGCUUAUGGUUGUGUUAGUGAAGGAAAAAUGAUGGAAUAUAUUUUAUUGUCAUGAAACCAAAUGCAGUAAAAAUGCAACUAUGUGAUGGGAAUUAGGUAUGUGUGUAUGUCUUUGCUUGUACAACAUGUAUGGAAAGAGAAAGUAGGCUGCAUCAGUCGCUGUAAUACAACUGGAACAAUGUCUUCUGGAAAAAAACAACUUUUAAUAUCAUUUAGCUUUAAGUGUGAUCAUUACUGUUCAACCCUGUAUGCAAAAUGUGUGUAGAGUGGGAGUGAGGAUCGAAUAUAUGAGGUGAGGAGAACAUUUUAAGACGAUGUGUGUUAACAUGUCACUCAAGCUUGGAGUGUUACUUUCUGUCUAAUGUCUUCUGCUAAAUAAUUUAGUCAUUCUUGUUUCAAAUUCUCAAGAAGAUGUGAAUUGCUGUCCCAGUUUAACCAUAUACUGACUUCACCAUUUCUUGAGAUUUUAUGUGGAGCUAAAAUUUGAUUCUGAAAAUCUCACAUUUUCUUAGUUUGUAGUCCAAGAUUGGAAAGAUCAUGGUGUUGCUUGGAUUCUUUCAGGGAAGAUAACCAAUUACCUGACUUUUUUUUCAUUUUAUGAAAGAUGAUGUGUUAUUUCCAAAUUGUGCAAUAUUUUGUAUAUAUGAACCAAUACUGUAUAUCUCACUCUGUUUUUAAUCUAUAUGAUACUUUUAAAUCAGUAUAUUUUCAAUCUGAUAAUUCUAUUGAAUGUUUUGAAAUCGCUGAUUACUCAGUAGUGUAUAUUUUGUUUCUUUAUUGUCUUUUACUGAAAUUUUCACUGAUAGAUUCAGUCUUACUUACAUAAUUGCAAAGAUUUAUGAACAGUUUAUUUUAAGUGUUGAAAUUAUACCUUUAAUUUCUUUGAAGUUUUUAUACCACCUGACCCAGCAUAUAAAAUGUAGAUUGAAUUUGGAACAUUAUGUUUAUUCAGAAAGAUAAUAAGAAAAAAGAUAGUUUUAGCAAUUCUCAUUCUACAAAUUUUUAUCUGAAUAAACCAGUGUCACUACUUACUGGUCAAAUUGUAUUUUUUUGUCUGUUAAGGAUGAAAUGGUCAAACUUGACACAAAUUUUUCCAGCUUUAAAGCUGACAGGUCUAGUUUUAAACUGAGAUGAGAAAUUUUGAACUACUGUUGUGUCAUUGCUUAAUAAGUGGAAGUCGUAUGUAUAAAUGAGAUCCCGUCAUCCAAGGCAUUGCCCAGUGAAAAUGUGUAAAAGGGAUUUCAUAUAGCUGCAUGGUAUGAUCCCUUCAUGUAAAAAUGACGUGUAUGUGUUAAGCAGUGUGAAAGUGAUUUAUCAAUGAUGUCGGUGCAAUGAACACAAAGAUAGACAUCGCCUAGUUUUUCUUUUGUCCGGUCAAGUUAACAAAAAGGUCUAUCAGUGAUUCUGAAUGUAACAUUUUAAAUGAAAUACCAUUUGUUUGUAAAACAGUGUUCAUAGUUUACAAGUUAUGGUCAAGGAUUGUCUGCCCUUGUCCAUGAACUUGAAUGAGGUUAUGGUUGAGGGUUGUUUGCCUCUUGUCCAUGACCUCAAAUGUAUAUAGGUUAUGAUCAAGGGUUAUUUGCCCCUCAUCCAUGACCUGUAAUGUUUGCAGGAGAUGGUUGAGGGUUGUAUGCCCUUCUCCAUGAUCCCAUGUUUACAAAUUAUGGUUGAGGGUUGUCUGCCCUUGUCCGAGCAUCACCAUGAUUACAAUGUACUUGGUUGGCCCCCCACCCAGAAGAUGUUUUGUACAGAAUAUUUGAUGGUAGAUGAUUGUGUAAAUGAUAUCGGUCUAGUGGGCCGAAAUAAAAAUGCCCAAUAUAA